AUGCGCGAUCUAGUGUCUGAAAUAAAAGAUAGGCAUCGCAGAAAGCUUGAAAGUCUUUCCAGCGAACAAGAAAAACCCCUCCACAAUGUAAAGAAUACUGUCAAGAUUGUGGGAGACAUCAAAGUGCCGAAACACCCAGUGUGCGACAAGUUUAGCGACUUAAACUUCUUAGCAGAUGUGGAUCGUCUCCUGUACAACUUGAAAACUAAUGAUAUCGAGAAUGACAAGUUUUAUGAAGUGAACAUCUUGCCCACCUCACGGAAAGAGGCUACUUUGAAAGUGGAAGACCAGUUCAACAGAACACUGAAGCAACUUGCCGACAGUGAGAAGAUUCCAAUGUCGCUCUGUCAACACCUUCGUUCUACGGGUGCCCAACCGGCCAGGUUAUAUGGAUUGGCAAAAGUACACAAACAAGCAACCCCCCUUAGACCGGUGCUCUCUUUACCUGGUAGCUGCUAUGAUAAGAUCAAUAAGUGGAUUGCUAAUUUGUUCCGUCGGGUCCCUGGUGCCAAUAUUGAAACAUCCAACACUGACAUGAAAAAGAGACUCACGGACGUACAAUUGCUGGACGACGAAGAGAUUUUUUCUUUAGACGUGAAAAGUCUUUACACUAACGUACCAGUUGCGGAGGCCAUUGACAUAGCUUGCCACCUGCUUUACAACUCUUACUCGGCCCCGGAAAUCGACAGAGAUACAUGCAAGCAACUCAUGCAACUGGCAGUUACUGAUGUCAACUUCAUGUGUGGCGAUAAAUGGUACGUUCAAAAGGAUGGAGUCGUGAUGGGAGCUGCAAUGGCGGUUAGUCUGGUCAAUGUGUGGAUGAAGCCGUUUGAAGAUGACAUUGCCUCAGAUGAACCACACUCCAUCAAUACAGAGCAAGAAAGAUCUGCGACUGAUGAUAAGACAAUGUGUCCCGUCUGCGCCAAGAAGGUUACUUGGAAAAUAUACUCUAUACGGUGCAAGAAAUGCAAGUUCUGGUUUCAUCGUAAAUUCAGUGAGAUCUCACUCAAUGCAAUAAAGAACAUGCAUGGUGACCAGUGA
This is a messenger RNA of Symsagittifera roscoffensis, 1041 nucleotides long. RefSeq lists its product as uncharacterized. The record is from RefSeq and is a predicted model, not a curated record. The transcript is spliced from 2 exons. NCBI's taxonomy places the organism in Eukaryota, Metazoa, Xenacoelomorpha, Acoela, Convolutidae. The coding region runs from base 1 to 1041 and encodes 346 amino acids.